Messenger RNA from Echinops telfairi (small Madagascar hedgehog), 1596 nucleotides. It is a transcript of the gene SLC45A2, whose product is annotated as solute carrier family 45 member 2. NCBI's taxonomy places the organism in Eukaryota, Metazoa, Chordata, Mammalia, Afrosoricida, Tenrecidae. Gene Ontology annotation, biological process: transmembrane transport. The coding region runs from base 1 to 1596 and encodes 531 amino acids. Gene Ontology annotation, cellular component: membrane. Gene Ontology annotation, molecular function: sucrose:proton symporter activity. The record is from RefSeq and is a predicted model, not a curated record. The transcript is spliced from 7 exons.
AUGGGUGGCAACAGUGGCCAGGCUGGCAUGCACACCUACAAAUCCUUAGCUGAGGACGGCCUCUCCGACUUGAAGAAGCCGCCGAAAAGACCCCGGGGCAGACUGAUCAUGCACAGCAUGGCCAUGUUCGGCCGGGAGUUCUGCUAUGCAGUGGAGGCGGCCUAUGUGACCCCCGUCCUGCUCAGCGUGGGCCUUCCCAAGAGUCUGUACAGCAUGGUGUGGCUCCUCAGCCCCAUCCUGGGCUUCCUGCUGCAGCCCGUGGUCGGCUCAGUCAGUGACCACUGCCGGGCCAGGUGGGGCCGGCGCAGACCUUACAUCCUGGCCCUGGCCCUCAUGAUGCUCCUGGGCCUGGCUUUGUACCUCAACGGGGACACUUUCAUAUCAGCUUUGAUCACGGACCAAAGGAAGAGGCGGAUUGGGGCCAUAAGCAUCACCAUGCUGGGUGUGGUCCUCUUUGACUUUGCUGCUGACUUCGUUGACGGGCCCAUCAAAGCCUACUUAUUUGAUGUCUGCUCCCAUCAGGACAUCGAGAGGGGCCUCCACUACCAUGCCCUCUUCACAGGCUUUGGAGGUGCCCUGGGCUACAUUCUGGGAGCCAUAGACUGGGCCCAACUACCACUGGGAAGAGUGCUGGGCACGGAAUUUCAGGUCAUGUUCGUCUUCUCUGCCUUGGUGCUUACCUUGUGUGUUAUUAUUCACCUGUGCAGUAUUCCUGAAGCCCCACUCAGAGAUGGCACAGGAGACUUUCCCCCACAGCCGACUCCUCAGGACCCACUGCUGUCCUCAGUCAAAAGGUGUGAGCACGGCUCCAUUGAGAAAGUGAAAAAUGGCCACAGAAGCCCGGGGCUGGCAAUGGAGGGAGAGGAAAACAGUGCUUGUCCUGGACAGACUCAGAGAUCAAUGACCAUGAAGUCGCUGCUGAGGGCGCUGGCGAGUAUGCCUCCCCACUACCGCUACCUUUGCAUCAGCCACCUCAUUGGAUGGACUGCGUUCCUCUCCAACAUGCUCUUCUUCACGGAUUUCAUGGGCCAGAUUGUGUAUCGUGGGAAUCCUUAUGGCGCACACAACUCCACUGAGUUUCUCAUCUACGAACGAGGGGUCGAGGUUGGAUGCUGGGGCUUGUGCAUCAACGCCAUAUUCUCCUCACUUUAUUCCUACUUUCAGAAAAUGUUGGUCUGCUACGUGGGAUUAAAGGGCAUUUACUUCAUGGGGUACCUGCUGUUUGGCUUGGGGACAGGAUUCAUCGGGCUCUUCCCGAAUGUCUACUCCACCCUGGCUCUGUGCUCCUUGUUUGGUGUCAUGUCCAGCAUACUGUACACUGUACCCUUUAACCUCAUUGCUGAGUACCACCGCGAGGAGGAGGAGGAGAAGCGACGGCAGGCCCCAAGUGGGGACCCGAACAGCAGCGGGAGAGGAAAGGGCGUGGACUGUGCUGCCCUUACCUGCAUGACACAGCUGGCCCAGAUCCUGGUCGGAGGUGGCCUGGGCUUGCUGGUCAACACGGCUGGCAGCGUCAUCGUGGUGGUGGUCACAGCGUCUGCAGUGGCAUUGACUGGCUGUUGCUUUGUGGCCGUCUUUGUGAGAUACGUGAAUUAA